This is a messenger RNA of Anolis carolinensis (green anole), 1982 nucleotides long. RefSeq names its product thioesterase superfamily member 4 (gene them4). Bases 409 to 1158 code for a protein of 249 amino acids. The record is from RefSeq and is a predicted model, not a curated record. Lineage: Eukaryota; Metazoa; Chordata; Lepidosauria; Squamata; Anolidae. The transcript is spliced from 7 exons.
AGCGGGCGUUUAACGAAGCGGCUUCUCUUCUCGUCAACAGGCCAAAUUGGUUGACACGGGUCAACAUGGGUUUACACGGGUCAACAUGAGGGGAAAAAAGUGAUAAAUUCGCUCCGGUUUAACUAUAAAACGUUCCUGUUUAUCUGACAGGAACGGUUUAUUCUUCGUUGCUGUGGUAACCGAAGGGUGAGCCUGGCGCAUGCGCAGAGCCGCGUCUCUGGCACGGCAGCGGCGGCGUGACGUCACGGAGGAUGUCGGCCAAAAUGCGCAUGCGCCGAGAUUGAAGGGCGCAAAGGCGGGGCUCGUGACGUCAGCGGAAGCAUGGAAAGCGGUUUUUCAUUGUAAGCUGGAAGGACGAAGAAGGAUGAGCCAAGCACAAAGCUGAAGACACCUUCCUUGGGACAAACCAUGUUGAGGAACGUCAGCCGACUAAGGAAAGCACUUAUCCAAUGGACGAUCCCAAGACAUGAUUUGUGUCCAUCACCUGCUGAUAGGGUCUUCCAAAGCGUCUCCAUCCCACCUGUGCAAAAGGCUGUGGUCCGUCUCUGUCAUUCUGAAAAGCGGAAGGACUAUUCUCUCCCGAACUCAAGCUGGAGCCAAGAAAUGAUGGAGCACUUCAAUAAGCUCACCGAGAUGACGAAAGAUGGGACGUGGCAGCGGCUGUCUUCGUACCGAAAUACUUUGGAACACACUCCAGAGGGGCUGAUAAAGCAGUACAACUUGAAGAAAGACGAAGGCACCCGCCUCUUCCUCAGGAACAUUGAUGAGGAAGGCAAGGGCUUUGAAUACGCCAUGUUCCUGAACAAGCAGGAGAAAAAACUAGCCGGUGUCUUCCAGUUUGGUCCUUAUCUCGAGGGACCUCCAGGUUUCGCGCACGGUGGUUCCAUCGCCACGGUUCUGGACACCACCCUCGGGAUUUUGGCGAUGUCCAUCGCUUUCCGGGUAAUGACUGCGAACCUCAGCAUUAACUAUAAAAGUCCCAUCCCCCUGGGCUCGGCGGUGAUGGGAACCAGCAAAGUGGACCGAAUUGAAGGGAGGAAGGUGUUUGUCAGUGGAGUGUUGCAGAGUGCCGACAGGAAGAUCCUUCACGCAGAGGCCACAGGUCUGUUUAUCCAACUGCCGAAGGCUCCCGGGGAUGAUGGGCCUUCUCCUCUUUGAGUGGAUUUCCCUGUCCGAAUCUCUCCUGCAUUCUCAUUCUUGGUCCGGCAAGAAGUGAUGCACUUAACAUAGACACACAAUACUUUUGAAUCCUUGCCCUCCUCCGUUCCAUUUUUGAUCUGGUGCUGUUUUGCUAUCUAUAGUAACUAUCUUGUUAGAUUCACCCUGGGUGCCUUGGUAUUGUAUUUCCAGGCCUUUUCCAAACAAAGAUAACCUUUUAGGGUCAUAAAAUAGAUACCGGUGUCUAAAAUCCCCUCUUCAUCCCUUGCUUCUCCAUCAUUAAUUCUUCCUAUUAACUUUUGGUCCAAGUAAUGUGUGAAAUAUCUAUAUGAAUGGCAUACAAAAGGAAAUCGGACAAUUUCUUGGGAUCUUCUAGGAAACACAGAUCUGUUAAUGCAUAUCUAUUUCCAUUUCCUUCACUUGUAAACACCACUGUUUAAUCCACAUGCUUCCAUGAACCGUUUGGACCAAAAUAGUAUUAUUAAAUCAGCUUUAAUAACAGAUAGGUUUAAAAAAUGGAGGUGACUUCUCGUCCUCAGAGUAUGGGCAUGAAAGGCGAGAACUAUCAGUGGAUAAAAAACCCUUUAUUUAUUUUUAAAAGAGUAUUUAAGAUCGAUAAUAAGCGACGACGGGAGGGAUUUUCUUCCCUGAAAGCACUUUUAUUUUAUUAGCACAGUCUCGUCUAUAUGAUGGUUUGACUACUGAAUGUAUAACAAAAGAUUUCCUUCGAGCGUCUGAAUUGGAUAUUAUAUUUUUCGGAUAGAAUGGCAUUGCUGUAGGUUUUCGGACCUCUAUAAUAGAGAUUAUAUUUUUGGGUGUAACAA